This is a messenger RNA of Varanus komodoensis (Komodo dragon), 2756 nucleotides long. RefSeq names its product THUMP domain containing 3 (gene THUMPD3). Bases 300 to 1811 code for a protein of 503 amino acids. Gene Ontology annotation, molecular function: tRNA (guanine) methyltransferase activity; RNA binding. NCBI's taxonomy places the organism in Eukaryota, Metazoa, Chordata, Lepidosauria, Squamata, Varanidae. The transcript has 10 exons. The record is from RefSeq and is a predicted model, not a curated record. Gene Ontology annotation, biological process: tRNA methylation.
UGCUUCCGGAAGAGCGUCUCCAUGUGCUUCGUGCUCCGGCCGAACUGUUGCUGUGCGUUAACGGAAGAGCGCGGGCGGAGGGCGACCGCGGCAUCAGCGUAACCCGAAGGAGGAACCUGAGGCGCUCCUGGAGCGGACCCGGCUCUCUGCCCUCUCCCUUUCCACGAACCCGGAGUGAGGGCGAGGCAAGAAAAAGGCGCGUCUCUCUCCCGAGACCAGCUUUGCCUCCAGUCAGCGCUGUGGCUUUUUUUUUAACCCUCAGCUAGAAGAAGUUCUAUAAAAUUUAAUAGACUACCAGAAUGUCUGGAGUUGAAGAGGCUGCCGAUGUGUUAUGUGAAGUGAGCCUUGAUGACGCAUGUAAAUCAUUAGGUGAGAACAAAGAAGCCAACCCCAGUACAAAUCCUAAAGAUAUUGUGGUCACUAUUGGAGCUACUGUCCCAACUGGCUUUGAGCUGACUGCUGCAGAUGAAGUACAGGAGAAGCUAGGAUCAAAGUCUAGAAUUAGCAAGGACCGAGGGAAAAUCUAUUUUGACAUUCCUGUAAUCAGCCUUCCACAGGUUCACCAGUUAAGAUCAGUUGACAAUUUAUUUGUUGUUGUUCAAGAGUUCAAAGAUUAUCAGUUUAAAGAAACUAAGGAAGAAGCUCUAAAGGAUUUAGAGGAUCUGGUUAAGAAAUUGCCUUGGACUGACCCUUUGGAAGUAUGGAAGUUAAAUACAAGUCUGAAGAAAAGAAAAACAAGACGGAGAAAAAGCAAUCAACAAAGUAAUGCCAGGAAAGAAAAACGAGAAAAUGAUGAAAGUGAAGAGAGAAGUGCUGAUAAAGAAUUGCAUAAUCCUGUGCAAAAGGAGUCUGCUAUAGUUCAAGACCCAGAAAAUACUGAUGAACCUGUGCCACCAGAUGAUGAUGAACAAUCUGAUUCUAAAGAAGAGUUACUAUCUAAUGGUGAACAUGAAAAUGAAUCUGGUGAUUGCAAGAAGUGUGAAAUUGAGGCCCAAAAGCUGAAAUUCCGUGUGACUUGCAACAGAGCUGGCGAUAAGCAUAGCUUUAAAUCAAAUGAGGCAGCAAGAGAUUUUGGAGGAGCUGUGCAAGAUUUCUUUCAGUGGAAGGCAGACAUGACCAAUUUCGAUGUAGAGGUUCUUCUCAACAUCCACAAUAAUGAAGUGGUAGUAGGGAUUGCCCUAACAGAGGAAAGUCUUCAUAGAAGAAAUAUAACACAUUUUGGGCCUACAACUCUUCGAUCCACUCUAGCUUAUGGUAUGCUUAGACUCUGUGAUCCUCAGCCAGCUGACAUAAUUAUUGAUCCAAUGUGUGGGACAGGUGCUAUACCAAUUGAGGGUGCUACUGAAUGGCCCAAUUGCUAUCAUAUUGCUGGGGAUAACAAUCCACAGGCUGUGAAGAGGACAGCAAAUAAUAUUGCCUCUGUAAUGAAGCAGAUUCAAAGUAGAGACAGCACAUCUCCAGGAAAACCCAUAGAUAGCAUUCAGUGGGAUAGCUGCUGUAUACCACUGAGGACUGGCUCUGUGGAUGUCGUUGUAACAGAUAUGCCAUUUGGAAAGAGGAUAGGGUCUAAGAAAAAGAACUGGGACCUCUAUCCAUCCUGCCUUCUGGAAAUGGGUCGGAUUUGCAGGCCAAAGACUGGCAGAGCUGUAUUGCUGACACAAGACAGGAAGUGCUUUGCCAAGGCCUUGUCAAAAAUGGGACAUCUAUGGCGAAAGUCUCAAACGAUCUGGGUGAAUGUUGGGGGACUUCAUGCAGCUGUGUAUCUUUUGAAACGCUCUGGAGAAAAAAUUGAAGACACAGCAUCCUGGUAACAUGUUGACUUGAUGUACUUGACUACAUCUGCAUUCACAUGUAUUUUGAGGGCCUUUUGUACAAUGCUUGCCUGAGAUUCUGAGCUAGGCAGUCUUGAAUGGGGCUGAAAAUAUAAGCAAGUAAGCAAGCUCAUGGACCCAAGCAUCAGGUGUUUCCUGCCCAGGUAGAAACAUGUGAGGGAGCUUUCAGGGCUUCAGCAGAAAAGUAUAACCAAGUUAUUCAUGAAGCUAUAAACUAGUAACUUCUAUGUGCCUGUUAAUGAGUUACCAUUUCAUUUUGGGUGUUAAAGUAUUUCAUAUUUACAGGACAGGUUUAUCUUUUGUGAAAAGACUAGCAGAUUGGCCUUGUUUUCAGGCCGCCGAAGAGCUCAUUGAAAAUAAUGUUGAGUUAGAGUCCUGAAGAGUUGUUUCCUUGGGCACUAUUCAGCUUGGAAUAUCUUUUAGGUAAGGGUUGCUUUAAAUGAGAACAUUUUGUCAUUGGAGAAGUUCCUCCAUUUAAUCCUGUUUUAGCAUUGCCAGAAAUGAACAACAAGGAUAGUAGGAAAUAUUAAUUCUGUUUGUGAUUUGGUAAAAGCCUAUCUCAGUAGUACUGCCUGUUUUUCACCUGCUACCUCAAUUUAAGCCCCAAUUCCUUUGUUUACUUUUAUAUGCCAUGUAUCUUCCUACUGUAUAUUGGGCCAAGAAUGCGUACCAUCUGCCUUUGUAUGUUUCAUUCAUCUUGUUUCUAAUUCGAAAUGAGACUUGACAAAUGCUCUGAAGUUCUUCCAUAUAUAACUGUUGCUUUGGAUGUAUAAGAAAAAUCUAGAUAAGAAUGUUUCUGGUGCAGUUGACUGUAGCCUGGAAAUGACAGACAGAAAGCUUUGUCAUCUAACAACAAACACACAGUAACUCUAACCUGUAAUGACCCUUGAGCAUAAUCUAAUAAACAAGAUUCAUGCAAGAUCA